UCAGUGCUCGUCACCCUGGCACAGAGAGCCAUGUGGCAGCAGAAUUGUUCAAACUUGCCUCGCUAGCUGUGUUGGGCUUGGUCCAGUUGUGGGUGAUGGGCGUGUCGACGUUUGUUCAACCAUGACAGCUACCCUGGAAUUGAAUAGUUGCCGCAAGAAGCUGGAAGCGGCCUUGGGUCAAAAUGUGGCGGCCAGUAACGGGCGGGAGCUGUACUUUACUCAAAUGAAGAAUUGGUUUCGCAAGCGCAUCACCAAGGAAGCCUUUGACCAAGAAGCCCGGCAACUCCUCCUCGCUCAACACACGCAUCUUCACAACGAGUUCUUACUUGCCAUUCUCAACAAAUGCCAAACAUUGGCCAGUUUCGCGGGCACCAGCGCCCACAACAACAGCCAUGGGCUCAUCCCCCAGCCUCAGGCUCAUCAGUUGGGCUCGAAUUCGGCGGUGUUGGUGAGUGCAGCCGCGGGUUCAGGUGUUGUUUCAUCACGGCCUCGGGCCAGAAGCGGGAGUUCGGCCGAGCCGGCAAGUGGCGAGGCCCUCAACUCUUUUGCCCCGGCCCAUUCUCCGCGGCUCCGUCGGGGCAACAUCAAGGCCCAGUCCAAGACGAGCCAUCGCGUCUGUUUCGAGCAACGGUUCCAAGCCGUGAACGUGAACAGCGUGGCGCCCAACUUGGACGAGUUGGACCUGUACGAGGAAGAACGAGAGCUGGGAUUCUGUGCUCGCCAAUCGCCUGCUCUGCCGGAUCGCUCGCUCGUUCACGGUCGCAUGUUGCUCACGGCCUGGGAAGAAGGUCUAGAUUCAGUUGAAGACGACACAGUGCGGUUGGUCGAGGAGGCAGUCGGACGUCUCCUACGUCAACUGAUCUGGGCCCUGGUCAUGCAACGUAAUGGUUAUCGUCUGCGUGAUGGUUGCUUUCCUCACACGGUGGGAGUAGGGGUGCCUAAUUCCUUUCUCAUUAAUUCACAAAAUCGCAUGGACAGUGCCCAGGGUGGAUUGUCCGAUGUGACGGAUACGAUCGACCCUCAUUUAUUGGGAAAAUCAACGGAAAUGGAUCCGUUAGUACCGGCCGGACGCCCAUUAGUUUACCAUGCUGAGCGACAAGCUUUGAUGGAUUUGGCGUGUUCUUACACUGGAUAUGCCCCCAUUUCGCGGCUAGAACCGAGUCUUUACCGACCGCGGGCGGAUCGCACACCCAUAUCCGUAUUAGAACUGUUGGCUGUGAUUACCCGAAAUCGAUCCCUUAUCCCUACUCAUUCGGUAUAUGCUCUCAAUGUUGAACGUGUUAUUGCACGUCUGAAUCAUGCUGAUUAUAUUGACUAAUAAAUCAUGCCUUGGUUUCACAUUUUAACUUGAAAAUGUCUAGAAUGUCAUCAUUCACACCACGCUCUUGUCACGACCCUUUCAG
Molecule: messenger RNA, 1403 nt
Organism: Tigriopus californicus
Lineage: Eukaryota; Metazoa; Arthropoda; Copepoda; Harpacticoida; Harpacticidae
Product: transcriptional adapter 1-like
Exons: 1
Coding region: 122-1318 (398 amino acids)
Biological process (GO): regulation of transcription by RNA polymerase II
Cellular component (GO): SAGA complex
Molecular function (GO): transcription coactivator activity
Source: RefSeq, a predicted model, not a curated record